Messenger RNA from Dermatophagoides pteronyssinus (European house dust mite), 1318 nucleotides. RefSeq names its product two pore potassium channel protein sup-9-like. Gene Ontology annotation, cellular component: plasma membrane. Gene Ontology annotation, molecular function: outward rectifier potassium channel activity; potassium ion leak channel activity. The record is from RefSeq and is a predicted model, not a curated record. Gene Ontology annotation, biological process: potassium ion transmembrane transport; stabilization of membrane potential. NCBI's taxonomy places the organism in Eukaryota, Metazoa, Arthropoda, Arachnida, Sarcoptiformes, Pyroglyphidae.
AACGAUAACAACAAUCAACAAAACAACAAAACAAUCAAAACGUAAACCACCACCACCAUCAAAAUGUAGAAUUUGUUGUAGAAAAUUUUUUGCAUUUUUAUUAUCAAAUGUUGGUCUUUGUGUAUUAGUUGUUGCAUAUUCGGUUGGUGGUGCAUUUAUGUUUCGUGCAAUUGAAUCACCAUUCGAAGUUGAAACAGUUAAACAGGUGAAUGAAUUACGUAAUAAAACUAUAUUGAAUUUAUGGAAUAUAACAUAUAAUACAAAUAUAUUAUAUCAUAAUAAAUGGAAUGCACAGGUAACUGAUACGAUAAAAUUAUUUCAACGUGAAUUACUUAAAUCAAUAAAAGAUGGUUAUGAAGGACAACAAAGUAAAGGUCGUGAACAAUGGUCAUUUUCGGGUGCAUUUUUAUUCAGUCUAACAGUAAUAUCAACAAUUGGUUAUGGAAAUAUUAGUCCACGUACUGAUCGUGGAAAAUUAAUGACAAUAUUAUAUGCUAUUAUUGGUAUACCAUUAAUGUUAUUAUAUUUAACAAAUAUUGGUGAUAUAUUGGCUAAAUCAUUUCGUUAUGUUUAUGGUGGUUUGUGUUCUUGUAAACAAUCAUCAAAUCAAUUAAAACAAAGAAAUCGUUUAUUAUUACAACGUGCCGUUUCGGCACCGACCGGUACAUUUGGUCUGAAUAAUCAUACAUCAAGAAUGGAUGAUACAGGUGUCGGUGUUGGUGGUUAUAAUUAUAAUGAUCCAACAAUGAUGACAAUGACAACAUCGAUACCAUCAACAACAACAACAAUGACAACAAUUAAAUUUAAAGAAAAUAAUCGUGUCCAUGUACCAAUUACACUUUGUCUAUUUAUAUUGACUGGUUAUGUUUGUGGUGGUGGUCUUCUAUUUUCAAUUUGGGAAAAUUGGAAUUAUUUGGAUGGAUCUUAUUUUUGUUUUGUAACAUUAAGUACGAUUGGUUUUGGCGAUCUUGUACCCGGUGCAUCUGUUGUCGAUAGUUCUGGUUCACAAGAAAAAUUAGUUAUUUGUAGUCUUUAUUUAUUAGCCGGUAUGGCAUUAUUAGCAAUGUGUUUUAAUUUAAUGCAAGAAGAAGUUAUACAUAAAGUUAAACAAUUAGGUAGACGUUUAGGUAUUGUUAGUGAUAAUGAUGAUGAUUAUUAUGGUAAUAAUUUAAGUAAUAUUGAAUUUACAAUCGAUCAAACAUCGUAAUCAAUUUUUGGAACAAAAACAAAUUAAAAAAAUUAUUUCGCAAAAAAACGCAAUUUUUUUUCCUUUUGGAUCAAUUGAUCGAUCGAUUGAAUAAUAAAAUUGAUUUUAAAU